UUUGUUCUUUGGGAGUUUGUAAUAAGAGGCACUCCUUCACAAAGGUCCAUAUCAUCACAUAGGAGAGUGUUAUACAUACUGGGAGAACAAUAGAGUGUAUUCAUUGUGGUAUAAUCCAGAGAUCUGUUUUCUACUGCCCUGACUUAAAGCAGAGAACCUCUGUGGCCUAUCUUACCGCUUUGGCCCCAAGAUGACAGUAAUAGCUGCAAUCAUUUGUGCUUUCUUAUUUUCCAUUCUGUGCGAAACAAGUGCAUUAGUGUUACCCAACUCCACUGACCUACUCCUGUCAAACAAUAAUUUCACUGACAUUGAGACGGCUUUGGCAGCUCAUCUGGACUCAGCAAAAAUUCCCAAAGCCAGGCGGAAGCGCUACAUUUCACAGAAUGACAUGAUUGCCAUUCUUGAUUAUCAUAAUCAAGUCAGAGGCAAAGUAUUCCCACCUGCUUCCAACAUGGAAUACAUGGUUUGGGAUGAAACUCUUGCCAAAUCUGCAGAGGCUUGGGCUGCUACGUGCAUUUGGGACCAUGGACCUUCCUACUUACUGAGAUUCUUGGGCCAGAACCUGUCUGUAAGAACUGGAAGGUAUCGAUCUAUUCUCCAGUUGGUAAAGCCGUGGUACGAUGAAGUGAAGGAUUAUGCUUUUCCUUAUCCUCAGGACUGCAACCCCAGGUGCCCCAUGCGAUGCUAUGGACCCAUGUGCACCCAUUACACACAGAUGGUUUGGGCCACUUCCAAUCGUAUAGGCUGCGCAAUCCACACAUGCCACAAUAUGAACGUCUGGGGAUCUGUUUGGCGACGAGCUGUUUACUUGGUAUGCAACUAUGCCCCAAAGGGAAACUGGAUUGGAGAGGCACCAUAUAAAGUAGGAGUCCCGUGUUCUGCUUGCCCUCCAAGCUAUGGAGGUUCUUGUACCGACAAUCUUUGUUUCCCAGGAGUAACAUCAAACUACUUAUAUUGGUUUAAAUAAGUUAGUGUUUACAUUAUUUUUAAAAAACUUGGAUGAGUA
This is a messenger RNA of Lagopus leucura (white-tailed ptarmigan), 1006 nucleotides long. RefSeq names its product peptidase inhibitor 15 (gene PI15). The record is from RefSeq and is a predicted model, not a curated record. Gene Ontology annotation, cellular component: extracellular region. The transcript has 6 exons. The coding region runs from base 191 to 967 and encodes 258 amino acids. NCBI's taxonomy places the organism in Eukaryota, Metazoa, Chordata, Aves, Galliformes, Phasianidae.